Leptomonas pyrrhocoris is the source of this 1589-nucleotide messenger RNA. RefSeq lists its product as hypothetical. NCBI's taxonomy places the organism in Eukaryota, Euglenozoa, Kinetoplastea, Trypanosomatida, Trypanosomatidae. The coding region runs from base 15 to 1589 and encodes 524 amino acids. The record is from RefSeq and is a predicted model, not a curated record. The transcript has a single exon.
GCAGUGUCAGCUGGAUGCCCUCGCGCUCCUCGGACGCUUCGACGCUUCCCCUCAGCGAGGACGUCUCUAGUCUGCUUCGUUUGGGGCGGCACGUGCUGCAGCAGCAGCGGGAGCAGCGCCGACUGCCGUCCCUCAUGCACUCCCGUUCCACCGCUGUCGUCACGCCUGUUCGCGGCAGACCUCUCUCGAUCUCGAGCCACCGUCCUCCACACUUGAAUGCCUCGGCCACGCGGUUAUCUCCCUCUGCGCGCCCUACCGUGUCAUCUUUCCUCACCCCAGCGCCUCUCCACACGCAGCAGUCCGUUCGCGAACUCCGCACACGGCUCGCCCAGCUCGCCGCGGUGGAGGCAGAUAAUGCCCGUGCCUUUGAGCAGCACUGGUCACUGCUGCAGCGGGGUCGAGAUCGGCUGGCGCGCAGGCACGACCCGUCAGCGGCGGCGCAGCGGGAGCGCUACAUCGAGAAGCUCAUGUCGACGGUGCAGGCCAUCGUGGAAGGGGAGGACAUUGUACGCGACGCUCUGCGCGAGGUGGCGGAUCGGCUCGCGCAGCUUCAGCGUCGUCAGGAACACAACGGUGGAGAAGGGACGUCAAGUUCUUCCGUAGUGGCGAUCGGUGAAGGCGGAAAGGACGCAGAGGAGCGCGAGGAGGGUGCGGAGCUGACGAAGUUGGUGCCACGCAUUAGGCAGCUCGCACAGCAAAUCGUGGACACCUACGCACGCCAGCAGGAAGACGCGGCCGCGAAAAGAAAAGGCGCUGAAGCGCUGCUGCGACAACGCGCAGAGGCGGUAGAAACCCAGACAAGACGCCUGCAGGCUCUACAAACUGAAGUGGCGCGCCUCACGGACGUGGAGGAGCAGCUGCAAAAGGAGGUGGAGGACAAGAUGGCACGAAGGGCGGCACGCGCACACGCCAUUGCCCUUCAACGCGCAACGGCAACUUGUCGACACGCAACGCACGAAGCGCUGCGCGGGCUGACACGGUUGCAGGAAGCGGCAGCGCAGCGCAAUGCCGUGGUGCGACAGGAGUGCGCCGCCAGCGAUGCCGGCUGCAAAGAGGCACAAGCAGCCUACGAUGUGGUGCUGUGUGAGCACACGGCGGUGGAGGCGGCGCUGCAGGACGCACAGACGCAGCACCGUCAUGCGCAGCGACGCCAGGAGGAAGCCACAGCGGAGGUGCAUCAGCUAUCUCAGGCUGUAGCGGCGGUGGAGCAGCAGUGCGCUGAUCUGCGUGCUCGGCAGCUUGCCUGUGAGGAGGACCGUGAGGCUCUUGUGGAGAUGAUGGCGCAUCGCCGGCUGCGGCACACGCAUUAUGUGGGUUUGUCCUCCUUUUCCUCACCUCUCCAGGCAGCGGAGGCGAGCGCCAGUGCCUUGUACCAACCCGAGGAGCGUCUUGCUGCUUUGCAGCGCGAGCUGCCGUUGCUGAAGGAGCAGCUGAGGGCCCACGAAGAAGAGGUGGCGGAUCUUCAGCGCGAAAGUGCGAGCCUUCAGGAGAGACUUCGCCACGAAAAGGCCGAAGUUGCGGCUCUGCAGGAGCAGAAGACAGCGUUGGAAGUGCAUCUGGUCAACGAAGCGCCGCCAACGCUGACGUGA